GUAGCAGGGCGUCCGGUUCUGUGUUAGCUGUAGGGAGCAUGUGGGUCUCCGGCUUGCUGUCCCGGGCGCGAACCCCAGCCAGGCUGCUGCGGGAUGUGCUCCCCGCUUCGGGCCGCCGUGGGCCUGCCAUCUCCUCCUACUCCGCAUCCGCCGAGCCGUCCCGGGUCCGGGCGCUCGUCUAUGGGCACCACGGGGAUCCACCCAAGGUCGUCGAACUGAAGAACCUAGAGCUGGCUGCUGUGGGAGGAUCAGACGUCCAUGUGAAGAUGUUGGCGGCCCCUAUCAAUCCAUCUGACAUAAAUAUGAUCCAAGGAAAUUAUGGCCUCCUUCCCAAGCUGCCUGCUGUUGGUGGGAACGAAGGUGUUGGACAGGUGGUGGCCGUGGGCAGCGAUGUAACUAGUUUGAAGGCAGGAGACUGGGUGAUUCCAGCAAAUGCCGGUUUGGGAACCUGGCAGACCGAGGCUGUGUUCAGCGAGGAAGAACUGAUGAGGGUUCCAAGUGACAUCCCUCUUCAGUGUGCUGCCACCCUGAGUGUCAAUCCCUGUACGGCCUACAGGAUGUUGAUGGACUUCGAGCAGCUGCAGCCAGGGGAUUCUGUCAUCCAGAAUGCAUCCAACAGUGGAGUGGGACAAGCAGUCAUCCAGAUCGCCGCAGCCUUGGGCCUGAGGUCCAUCAACGUGGUCCGAGACAGACCUGACAUCCAGAAACUAACUGACAGACUGAAGAAUCUGGGGGCCGAACAUGUCAUCACAGAGGAGGAGUUAAGAAGGCCUGAAAUGAAAAACAUCUUUAAGGACAUGCCCCAGCCACGGCUUGCUCUCAACUGUGUCGGUGGGAAGAGCUCCACAGAGCUGCUGCGGCAGUUAGCGCCUGGAGGAACUAUGGUGACCUAUGGGGGGAUGGCCAAGCAACCCGUCAUAGCCUCGGUGAGCCUGCUCAUUUUUAAGGAUCUCAAACUUCGGGGCUUUUGGAUGUCCCAGUGGAAGAAAGACCACAGUCCAGGAAAGGACCAGGCUGCUUCCACAGCCACACCAUCCUUGGCAAAGCCUGGACUCUCAAAGCUCCAAGGGAACUCAGUGCCCACUCCUGCCCCCAGUCUUCACCAAGCCCCAGCAGCUAUUCCCCUGUCUGACUUCCUCCAACCUCCCACAGACCAGUUCAAGGAAAUGAUCCUUACACUUUGCGAUCUCAUCCGCCAAGGCCAGCUCACAGGCCCUGCCUGCACCGAGGUCCCACUACAGGACUACCAGCGUGCCCUGGAAGCCUCCAUGAAGCCUUUUGUGUCUUCAAAACAGAUUCUUACCAUGUGAUCAUCCCAGAGGAUGCAGAGCAAAGUGGGAGGGGAGGCAAGUCAGCAGGACUGGUUACAGGACCCUCAGUCAGGGCCCAGCCCUCCCCAGACUGCUCCUCCCUCAUUGCCUCUUUGUCUUAGGGAGUACUGUGCAGCCAGCCACCACUUUCCCCAGGGUCAGCCUCAGGGUACCUAAUAAAAGUCUGAACUUCCUAAAAAUAAAAAAAAAUUCAAACUA
Messenger RNA from Otolemur garnettii (small-eared galago), 1529 nucleotides. RefSeq names its product mitochondrial trans-2-enoyl-CoA reductase (gene MECR). The record is from RefSeq and is a predicted model, not a curated record. Gene Ontology annotation, cellular component: mitochondrion. Lineage: Eukaryota; Metazoa; Chordata; Mammalia; Primates; Galagidae. The transcript is spliced from 10 exons. Gene Ontology annotation, biological process: fatty acid metabolic process. Gene Ontology annotation, molecular function: trans-2-enoyl-CoA reductase (NADPH) activity. Bases 39 to 1310 code for a protein of 423 amino acids.